AUGGCCUCCCCAAUUGAGAAAGCCACUAUCCCCAUUAUUGAGAAAGCCCAAGAAGUUGAAGCCAGUUCUAGUGACCCAAAAAUUACCCCGACCGUUCCUAUAAGCAUGGUUGCCCCAUUGCAAGAGCUGCAAGAUACCCCCACUGUAGAAUCAAACCCUGAGCCAAACCUUAAAGUAACUCCUGCCCAAACUGAGGAGGGUGAGGCUAGUGCUCCCCCAAAGAAAUCCAAAAUGAAGAGUGGUUUGAGGGAGGUGAUAAAUGAGGUAUCAAAGGGAUUAGACGAAGAAACACCAAAGAAAAAGGAUGUGAAGAAGAAGACACCUCCCAAAAAGAAGGCAGAGUCUACCUCCAUUACAGAGGAAACCUCUACCCCAAAGGCAAGAAAGCCAACUCCCAAGAAGAGAAAAUCAUAUAAAGAUGGUGAGGCUUCCCCAAAGGAAGCACUUGUACAACAGACCCCUCCAGUGAUUGAGAAGGUGGAAGUUACAGAGAAGCCAAUUGAGGUGGUGGAGAAGGCUGAAGAAACACCAAAGAGAAAGGAGGUGAAGAAGAAGACCCCUCCCAAAAAGAAGGCCGAGUCUACCUCCAUUGCAGAAGAAACCCCACAGUCCCAUGAAGAAACAAUUUCCUCAUAUGAGCCUCCCAAAACUACUGCUGAGGUUGAGAGGGACACUUGA
This is a messenger RNA of Cryptomeria japonica (Japanese cedar), 678 nucleotides long. RefSeq lists its product as uncharacterized. The record is from RefSeq and is a predicted model, not a curated record. The transcript is spliced from 2 exons. Bases 1 to 678 code for a protein of 225 amino acids. NCBI's taxonomy places the organism in Eukaryota, Viridiplantae, Streptophyta, Pinopsida, Cupressales, Cupressaceae.